This is a messenger RNA of Glycine soja, 453 nucleotides long. RefSeq lists its product as uncharacterized. Bases 1 to 453 code for a protein of 150 amino acids. The record is from RefSeq and is a predicted model, not a curated record. The transcript has a single exon. NCBI's taxonomy places the organism in Eukaryota, Viridiplantae, Streptophyta, Magnoliopsida, Fabales, Fabaceae.
AUGGCUACAUCAACCACUGAUCCAAGUCAAGAUCCAACCAAUCCUUUUCACCUUCAUCAUUCAAAUGGGCCUGACCUUGUUCUCACAUCUCAACCCCUUGAUCACAAGAAUUGCACCACCUGGAGCAGAGCAAUGAAGGUAGCGCUCUCUAUCAAGAACAAAACGACGUUCAUCGACGGCACCUUCCUGAAGCCUAAAGAAGAAGCUCCUACCUACGCUGCUUGGACGCAUGCAAACAACGUUGUCAUCUCAUGGCUCUACAAUUCUAUCUCUAAGGAUAUCAUCACCAGCAUCUUGUUUGCAAACACCACGAAAGAAACUUGGGAUGACUUGAAAACUAGGUUUUCAAGGGAAAAUGGCCCUCGAAUCUUCCAAUUGAAGUGCCAACUAAUGUCGUUGCAACAAGGCACUGACGAUAUCAGCACGUAUUACACAAAACUUAAGUCAAUUUGA